CAAUCAAAUCAAAUCAUCUCAGCAAGCGUAACAAUACGAAUACAUAAAGACGCGACGCGCCCAGGCUUGCGGCAAAUAUACAAUGGAAUGCACACUCGCACCGCACGUUUCUCUCUCACGGCGGAGCCUGGUUGGACGUUCGCGAUUGAGGAAUUCGUUUGGUGUUGAGUGAACCUUGUGCUGAGCACGGCUCCUGAAACUGUCUCGAGACAAGGAGCGCAACCAGCAUAUUGCGACAACUGUGGGGUCUGGGAUCUGGAGAACUGCUGACUUGUGAUUGUGACGAACGGAACCUGGGAUUCAGACGACGACGAAGAGCUGCGACUAGAGACAAAUUCAGCCUGUGGGAAAUACGGUGGUGCUGUUGUGUCUUCCGAGUAAGCUUGAGUUACUAGGAACAAGAGAGUACAUAUCCACUGAUUGUGCUCUGCUCCUUGCGCUGCUUGUUGGCUGUUGAAACUUAACUCUUGGAAAGAAGAUUGGAUAUCAAAAUGCAGCUUUGCACCAACCGACUAGAAGGCUUUGGCCCUCACUCAACUCUCUCCUCUCCUCUCCCAACAUCCUGCUUCACCGACACUAUCCUCAUACCACUUCCAAUAUGGCUCGCCCUCCUCUUCCUUCCACUUUUAUAUCUCCUCUCCAUGCAUCAUCGAAAAUCGAACUUCGAUCCUUCAACAGCCUACCUACGCUCUAAGCCCCGACGCAACUGCGCAUUCAACACCAUUUCCAUCAUCUACUAUAUCCUCAUCGUCUGCAAUAUCCUCAUGCAAACCCUCGAAAUCGUCCGAUUAGAACUUAUACACUUCGGAAUCUCCCUCUUACCAUUUGUGUACGUCGGCUUGCUCAUCGGCGCAUUCCUCCACUACACCGAAGGCGUGAAGGGCAGAAUAAGAGGUUGGCAGACUGUGAAUGGGAUAAUAUGGAUUGGAGGAGUAGCCAUGUGUGCUGUUAAGGUCGUCGGGCUGAGUAAGGAGGGUAUAAAUGGGAGAAAAGGCUCCAAAUACCCUAUCAGUGAUCAAGUGACUGAUGUUGCUGUUAUGGCGGGAGUUUAUGCAGUGAUUGCGAUCCUGGAGUUAAUGUUGGGAUUCUGGAGGGCGUUGAGGAGAGCGAAUAGUGGGAAUGAGGAGACGCCGCAGUCUGGGAUGAGUCCUGUUAUCGAGCAAGAAGAGACGGAAUAUGUGAGGAAGUAUCCUACUGCUGUCUAGAGUUGCGAGUGUUAUACCCUAUGAAAUUGAUAAAUUGAAUCACGAGACGAUUGCUGCUACUUUAUGCCUGCUC
This is a messenger RNA of Mollisia scopiformis, 1278 nucleotides long. RefSeq lists its product as uncharacterized. The transcript is spliced from 2 exons. Lineage: Eukaryota; Fungi; Ascomycota; Leotiomycetes; Helotiales; Mollisiaceae. Bases 492 to 1205 code for a protein of 237 amino acids. The record is from RefSeq and is a predicted model, not a curated record.